This is a messenger RNA of Odocoileus virginianus texanus, 549 nucleotides long. Its product is annotated as olfactory receptor 5AP2. NCBI's taxonomy places the organism in Eukaryota, Metazoa, Chordata, Mammalia, Artiodactyla, Cervidae. Gene Ontology annotation, cellular component: membrane. The record is from RefSeq and is a predicted model, not a curated record. Gene Ontology annotation, biological process: sensory perception of smell; G protein-coupled receptor signaling pathway. Gene Ontology annotation, molecular function: olfactory receptor activity; G protein-coupled receptor activity; odorant binding.
AUGGCCAGAUAUAUGAAAGAGGUGCAAACCAGGAAUCAAACAGAAGUGACAGAAUUUAUCCUCUUAGGACUCUCAGACAAUUCAGAGCUACAAGUCAUCCUCUUUGGAUUGUUUCUGUUGAUCUAUAUGGCAACCAUGGUGGGUAAUUUGGGGAUGAUUGUGUUAAUUAAGAUGGAUCCUUGUCUCCACACCCCCAUGUACUUUUUUCUCAGCAGUCUCUCCUUUGUUGAUGCCUCUUACUCUUCUUCUGUCACUCCUAAGAUGUUGGUGAACCUCGUGGCUGAGAGGAAGGCCAUUUCUUUUAAUGGAUGUGCUGCCCAGUUCUAUUUCUUUGGCUCCUUCCUGGGGACUGAGUGCUUCUUGUUAGCUAUGAUGGCAUAUGACCGCUACGCAGCCAUUUGGAACCCUUUGCUGUAUCCAGUUCUCAUGUCUGGGAGGAUUUGCGUCUUGCUAGUGGCUACCUCAUUCCUAGCAGGUUUUGGAAAUGCAGCCAUACACACAGGAAUGACUUUCAAAUUGCCCUUUUGUGGUUCCAAUAUCCAUGGCUGA